AUGCAAGCCAUGCUGCUUGCCCUGGCACUCGUGCCUCUGGCCUCGGCCUUCGUUCUCCCAGAAGCCGCUCACCCAGAAAACCGUGACGUCUACACCAUCCCAUACAACGAUGCAUUGGCACGCAAACAGCUUCUGUUCGCCGCCGGAGCCGCCUACGGAACUCAACCACAACAGUGUCUGAACAAGGUCUUCACAGGAGCCACAGUUCGUAGAGUUAUUCAAGCUAGAUGCGAUGUGAAUCCAGCUGAUAAGUGCUUGGGAUACACUGCUGUCAGUCCAAAUGAUAAGGCGAUUAUUGUGGUGUUCCGUGGAACGAACAACAAUGUGCAAUUGAUUUUGGAAGGAUUGGAGACCGUGUUUGAAUACCAUACACCAUGGGCCGCCGGUGGUGUCGUCUCGCAGUACUUCAACGACGGAUUCUUGAACAUCUGGAACGCCGGACUCAAGGACGACUUCAACGCACUUGCUGCCAAGUAUCCAGGAUACCAAGUUUGGAUCACUGGACACUCUCUCGGAGGAGCCAUGGCCUCCCUUGCCGCCUCUUACAUUACCUACAACAAGCUCUAUGACGCCUCCAAGGUUCAACUUGUCACUUAUGGACAGCCACGUGUCGGAGAUGCUGCCUACGCUAAGGCCGUCGACCGUGACGUCACCAACAAGUUCCGUGUGACUCAUGCUCACGAUCCGGUACCACAUCUUCCACAACAAAACAUGCAAGGAUUCACGCAUCACAAGGCCGAGGUCUUCUACAAAGAGGCUAUGACCAAGUACAACAUUUGCGAUGAUGUUGAUGAGAGCGAGUUCUGCUCAAAUGGACAAGUCCUUCCAGACACUUCUAUCAAGGAUCAUCUCCACUACUUCAACCUCGACGUCAGCGAUUUGGGAUACUCGAACUGUGCCAACGUUAAGGUCUAA
This is a messenger RNA of Caenorhabditis briggsae, 915 nucleotides long. The transcript has 4 exons. The record is from RefSeq and is a predicted model, not a curated record. Gene Ontology annotation, biological process: lipid metabolic process. Bases 1 to 915 code for a protein of 304 amino acids. NCBI's taxonomy places the organism in Eukaryota, Metazoa, Nematoda, Chromadorea, Rhabditida, Rhabditidae.